AUGCGCAUAGACUACCAUCCACUCCUCCCCACCGGCCAAUAUGCGCCCACCAAAACCGCCGAUCUCUACCACACCUUUCCGCGCUCAUACGGGAGACAAUUCCCCAUCCCUCUACACAUCAACCGCGCAUCUAGGACCUACGCGCUCUCGCACCUCACGCUUCGAUUCCACUGCUAUUGGAAUUUAAAAAUCGACGUGCCCUAUAUCCAAGCGAAAGGAUGUUCAAAAUCCGCUGCGCGGUUUAAUUUUGCGCAUUUGGCUGGGGCUGGUUUAUUAGAUGGAUUUCGAAAUUUAGCGCUAGAUGUGGAGAUUUUGUAUGGGAGUGUUAAUUCGCCUGAUGUUGCGGCAUCUAUACAGCAGUGUUUGGAUCUCACAAACCUGUAUCUCGCUUACCCAUCGAUGGGGAUAUGGGAUGAUGCAGAAGGACCCGAUACUUCCAAGGCGUGGUCGAUAGGACCUCCGUCGGAGAGCAUGGUGAGUGUCGUGUCCAGGAAAGCUACUAUGACGAAACUUCCGGAAGAUGUGUUGGGAUAUCUUAAAGAUGAUGAUCGAGUGGCACUCGAGAAUUUGCCGGGACGGACGUCAAAGCUAAAGAUCGAUAUGAUUACGUGGUUGUCGAUGAUAGAGAAAAGGGAUCUAUUGUUUUCGGCUGUUAUGGGAUGGGGGGUAUAA
Messenger RNA from Sclerotinia borealis F-4128, 672 nucleotides. The record is from the annotation of a GenBank genome assembly. NCBI's taxonomy places the organism in Eukaryota, Fungi, Ascomycota, Leotiomycetes, Helotiales, Sclerotiniaceae.